GGCAGCACAUCUUCAGUCGAAGAAUAAAAACCGGAACCGGAAAUUGUAAUAGAAGAAACAAAAAAACGUUGGAAAACAGUUCAGCAGUUCACAGGCAGAAUGGGGCGAGAGUCUCGACAUUACCGGAAGCGGUCAUCGUCGCGAGGACGUUCGGGCAGCCGCUCCAAAAGCCGCUCUCCUGACUCUAAGCGUGUGAAGAAAGAGGACAGAGCACGGGAUCGAGGCCGCAGAGAACGAUCACGCAGCAGAGAAAGGAGGAGAUCACGCUCCAGAGACCGCAAGAGACAGAGGCGGUCUCGGAGUCGAGAGCGUAAAUGCUCCAGAAGUCGUGAGCGCAGGAGGUCGAGGAGUCGCAGCAAAGGACGAAGCAAGGAGAAGUCAGAUGCCGUUGAGCAGUCAGUAGAAAAGAAGAAGAAAGAAGAGAAGGAGGAGGAGAAAGUGGAGGAUCAAGACUUUGAUCAGACAACACUGGAGGAGGAGAUGAGGAAGAGGAAGGAGCGGGUGGAGAAAUGGAGAGAAGAGCAGAGGAAGAAGGCCAUGGAGAACAUUGGCGAGAUCAAGAAGGAACUGGAAGAGAUGAAACAGGGGAAGAAGUGGAGCUUGGAGGAUGAUGAUGAUGAUGAUGAAGAGGGUCCAGCUCCGGUGGAUCAAGACGGGGAGGAGGAUGAGGAUAAGGAGAAGGAGGGGAAGACUGAGGAAGCAGAGAUGAAGGAGGAAGAGGGAGGGGAAGAGCUUGAUCCCCUGGAUGCCUACAUGGAGGAAGUGAAGGAGGAAGUGAAAAAGUUCAACAUGGGCACCAUGAAGGGAGGAAAUGACAAAAAAGGAGGCAUGACUGUGACAAAGGUGGUGACUGUGGUGAAGACGAAGAAGACGCCUCACACCACCAAAAAGAAAGGAGAGUUAAUGGAGAACGAUCAGGAUGCCAUGGAGUAUUCCUCAGAGGAAGAGGAAGUGGACUUGCAGACAGCUCUCACUGGCUUCCAGACCAAACAGCGAAAAAUUCUGGAGCCUGUGGAUCAUCAGAAAAUCCAGUACGAAUCAUACCGCAAGAAUUUCUACGUAGAAGUUCCUGAACUGGCCAGAAUGACACCAGAAGAGGUAAAUGAAUAUCGCUUGGAGCUUGAGGGAAUCACAGUGAAGGGGAAAGGCUGCCCCAAACCCAUUAAGACCUGGGUGCAGUGUGGAACCUCCAUGAAGGUCUUAAAUGCCCUUAAAAAGCAUAACUACGAGAAGCCUACACCCAUCCAGGCUCAGGCCAUUCCCGCCAUCAUGUCAGGACGUGACCUCAUUGGCAUUGCCAAGACAGGAAGUGGGAAGACCAUCGCAUUUCUGCUUCCCAUGUUUCGCCAUAUUUUAGACCAGCGACCCCUAGAAGAGGGGGAGGGGCCGAUUGCUGUGAUCAUGACACCAACACGUGAGCUUGCUCUGCAAAUCACUAAAGAGUGUAAAAAGUUCUCCAAGCCACUGGGGCUCAGAGUGGUGUGUGUGUACGGGGGAACAGGCAUCAGCGAGCAGAUAGCAGAGCUGAAGCGUGGAGCUGAAAUCAUUGUGUGCACUCCUGGUCGAAUGAUUGACAUGUUGGGAGCCAACAGUGGACGAGUCACGAACCUGCGCAGAGUCACGUACGUCGUAGUUGAUGAAGCCGAUCGAAUGUUUGACAUGGGCUUUGAACCUCAGGUAAUGCGCAUAGUGGACAAUGUGCGGCCAGAUCGUCAGACAGUGAUGUUUUCAGCAACGUUUCCCCGAGUGAUGGAGGCUUUAGCUCGCCGCAUCCUUAACAAACCAAUUGAGGUUCAGGUUGGGGGGAGGAGCGUGGUAUGUUCAGAUGUGGAGCAGCAUGUGAUUGUGAUUGAGGAGGAGAAGAAGUUCCUGAAGCUGUUGGAGAUUUUAGGCCAUUAUCAAGAGAAAGGCUCCGUGAUUAUUUUUGUAGAUAAACAGGAACAUGCUGACGGCUUGUUGAAAGACUUGAUGAAGGCCUCGUACCCCUGCAUGUCUCUGCAUGGAGGAAUCGAUCAGUAUGAUCGUGAUAGUAUUAUAAAUGAUUUUAAGAGCGGUGCGUGUCGGCUGAUGGUGGCCACAUCGGUAGCAGCGAGAGGUCUGGACGUGAAGCAGCUCAUUUUGGUGGUGAACUACAGCUGUCCUAACCAUUACGAGGACUAUGUUCACCGUGCCGGGAGGACUGGAAGAGCUGGAAAUAAGGGCUAUGCAUACACAUUUAUCACAGAGGAUCAGGCUCGUUAUGCAGGUGACAUAAUCAAGGCUCUGGAGUUGUCAGGGUCUUCUGUUCCUCCUGAGCUCGAGCAGCUUUGGGCUACAUUUAAGGAGCAGCAGAAAGCGGAGGGGAAGAUUAUUAAGAGCAGCAGUGGGUUUUCAGGAAAAGGCUUCAAGUUUGAUGAGACUGAACAUGCUCUGGCGAAUGAGAGGAAGAAACUACAGAAAGCAGCACUUGGUCUUCAUGACUCGGAUGAUGAAGACACGGCACUGGAUAUAGACGAGCAGAUUGAGAGCAUGUUUAACUCUAAGAAGCGUGUGAAGGACCUGGCGGCUCCCGGGGGUGCUGCAUCAUCAGCUUCAGGUCUCACCGUUACUGCUUCAGGACUUAGUGGUCUUGCUGUACCUUCAGCUGGAAACAUCCAGAAACUUGAGAUCGCCAAGAAACUGGCGCUGAAGAUCAAUGCACAGAAAAACCUUGGUGCAGAAGCUCAGGAUGUGAUGCAGCAGGCCACCAAUGCCAUCAUGAGGGGUGGCACAAUGAUCGCACCCUCUAUCUCCGCUAAGACCAUUGCUGAGCAGCUUGCUGAGAAAAUUAACGCCAAACUGAACUACACACCCAUCGAGAAACUGGAGGAGGAACGACAGAGUGCUGAACAGUCAGAGAGUGUCAAGAGGUAUGAAGAGGAGCUGGAGAUCAACGACUUUCCCCAGACGGCGAGGUGGAAGGUGACCUCUAAAGAGGCUCUGCAGAGGAUUGGUGAAUAUUCAGAGGCUGCCAUCACCAUCAGAGGGACAUACUUCCCUCCUGGCAAAGAACCUAAAGAGGGAGAACGCAAGAUUUACCUCGCCAUCGAGAGUGCAAAUGAGUUGGCAGUGCAGAAAGCAAAAGCAGAGAUCACAAGGCUCAUCAAAGAAGAGCUCAUACGCUUGCAAAACUCAUACCAGCCAACAGCCAAAGGCCGAUACAAAGUGCUGUAGACGAAGACGCUAUCGUUUUUUCCGUGUGUUUUACAGUGACGUAAAAGAGGAUAUUCGUGUUUAUUUCGGUGAUUUAAUGAGGUGUGAUGCCAUCCAGCUAUUAGUUCUGUCUUAUAUUCAUUAUGUGUAGAUUCUCUUUUACACCAAUAAAACAUUUU
Molecule: messenger RNA, 3350 nt
Organism: Hemibagrus wyckioides
Lineage: Eukaryota; Metazoa; Chordata; Actinopteri; Siluriformes; Bagridae
Gene: ddx46
Product: DEAD (Asp-Glu-Ala-Asp) box polypeptide 46
Exons: 23
Coding region: 100-3192 (1030 amino acids)
Molecular function (GO): RNA helicase activity; ATP binding; RNA binding
Source: RefSeq, a predicted model, not a curated record